CAUUCCAGCACCGAGGGGGUGUAGCCACGAAGUAGCCAUAUUGAAUGAAUUGAGCCGUUCCCUCAGUCAAACCCAGUCCCGAUGAAGACAGGUCCUCGAAGAUUCUCUCCGUACUCCUUGCACGAUGGCGGCUACGGACAUGGACAUUUUCGCUGAUGAAGAGAAGAGGAAGCUGGAGUUGGGCGGCCGUGUUGGGUUCGACAGCUUACCUGAUCAACUGGUCAGCAAGUCCGUCACACAGGGCUUCUGCUUCAACAUCCUCUGUGUGGGGGAGACUGGGAUUGGAAAGUCCACUCUGAUGAACACCCUUUUCAACACAGAAUUUGAUAAUGAGAAGGCCAGCCACUACCAAGACAACGUCCACCUGCGUCCGAAAACCUACAACCUGCACGAGAGCAGCGUCCACCUGAAGCUGACCGUGGUGGACAGCGUGGGCUUUGGGGACCAGAUCAACAAGGAGCAGAGCUACAAGCCUGUUGUGGAUUACAUCGACACACAGUUUGAGAACUACCUUCAGGAGGAACUGAAGAUCAAGCGUUCCCUCUUCAACUACCACGACAGCAGGAUUCAUAUCUGCUUGUACUUCAUCGCCCCCACUGGACAUUCCCUCAAAUCUCUGGACCUGGUCACUAUGAAGAAGCUGGACAGCAAGGUGAACAUCAUUCCCAUCAUCGCCAAGGCAGACACGAUAUCGAAGAGCGAGCUGCACAAGUUCAAGAUCAAGAUCAUGAGUGAACUGGUGAGCAACGGGGUGCAGAUCUACCAGUUCCCCACGGAGGACGAGGCCGUGACGGAGAUCAACUCCUCCAUGAACGCCCACCUGCCAUUUGCAGUUGUGGGGAGCACCGAGGAGGUGAAGGUGGGGAACAAGAUGGUGCGGGCCAGACUCUACCCCUGGGGCACCGUGCAGGUUGAGAACGAGAGCCACUGUGACUUUGUGAAGCUGAGGGAGAUGCUGCUGCGGGUGAACAUGGAGGACCUCAGAGAGCAGACACACACUCGCCACUACGAGCUCUACCGACGCUGCAAGCUGGAGGAGAUGGGCUUCAAGGACACAGACCCAGACAGCCAGCCCUUCAGCCUCCAGGAGACGUAUGUAACUAAGAGGAAGGAGUUCCUGGGAGAGCUGCAGCACAAGGAGGAGGAGAUGAGGCAGAUGUUUGUUAACAAGGUGAAGGAGACCGAGGCUGAGCUGAAAGAGAAGGAGAGAGAGCUCCAUGAGCGGUUUGAGCAGCUGAAGAGGAUGCACCAGGAGGAGAAGAGGAACCUGGAGGAGAAGAGGAGAGACCUGGAGGAGGAGAUGAACGCCUUCAACAGGAGGAAGGUGGCAGCAGAGGCGCUGGUGGGACAAGCCCUGCAAGGAUCCUCUCAACCCUUCAAGAAGGAUAAGGACAAGAAGAACUUCUUUAGUCUCCCAUCUGCGUGCUCCUUAACCUCAGGGAGGAAUCUACACUAGAAGACUUUCUACCACAGAAAUACAUUUCCUUGUUUGAAACUAAUAAUCGAGUUUGCUGUUUUUUUGACAGUAUGAAGCAAACAUUUUCGAAGACCCUCUGUGCUCCUGUUUAUGUCUGAUCUCUUGUGAUCUUCUCUGACCACUGUCUUCCAAACCUGCCUAACUCACGGGUGGUUACCCAGGUACAGAUUAACUCUGAAGCAGAAGAAACAGGAAAUCAGUGUUUUUCCCAGUAGACGAGAUUUAAUCUGUGUUUAGGGGAAGCUAAAGAACCACUCUCUUCCUCAACCUCAGUAGCAUGGUUACUCCUCUCUCUUCACCUGACACAGAAUGCUUGCAGGUAACUAUUAGAUUCUCUUUAUUUUACUAUUAAAUGUGCUUUUACUGAUGUUGCUGUAUUUUGUUUCUGUUCAUAUUUAUAUAUACCUAUUUGACUGGUGUCAUCCUAAUGCACUGUGAAAUUGUAAAGUUGAAAGGGGUUGUAUUAAAAGAAGAAAUGCUUAAAAGCCUUGUCAGAAAGGGUUAUCAGGGUUGGUCAAAUUAUAAAUAAGACGCACUUUAAUGAAACAACGCGUACACUAAAUUAUACACAAUACCUAUAAAUGUGAUCGUCGAGUUAUUAAAUAGCCUAACAUUGUUGAAGGCUGAAGGGAUUAACUGUCUUAAUGAGACUAAACUAAAAUGUGAAUCGUGAUUCAAAGGUUUUCUUAUAUAGUUAAUCCAUAUUAAGUAUUGUCUUCAUGAGGUUUGUGCUUAAUCAUCCCGUAUGGAUUUGUAUGUUUUUUCUCAAUGAAUAAAGUACUUUG
This is a messenger RNA of Osmerus eperlanus (European smelt), 2262 nucleotides long. Its product is annotated as septin-8-A-like. The transcript is spliced from 10 exons. The record is from RefSeq and is a predicted model, not a curated record. Gene Ontology annotation, cellular component: microtubule cytoskeleton; septin ring; cell division site. Gene Ontology annotation, molecular function: GTP binding; molecular adaptor activity; GTPase activity. NCBI's taxonomy places the organism in Eukaryota, Metazoa, Chordata, Actinopteri, Osmeriformes, Osmeridae. The coding region runs from base 125 to 1456 and encodes 443 amino acids. Gene Ontology annotation, biological process: cytoskeleton-dependent cytokinesis; intracellular protein localization.